AGGACUGUGGGGGUGUUUUCCUCGGGCUGCUGCUGCACAGCUUGAAAACUUUUUUCCCAGUGUUGGGCAGAGAGCCCUGCUGACUCGUCCUCUCGUUUCAUUCAGUCUGCUGCUGCAGGAAGAGCUUCCCGUUGGCUUGUAAAGGCUUUAUAACGGAUUUCCCCAUCCAGGGCGCGUGUUACGCUCAGGAAAAUGAACAGAUUGCGCUCCGCUGCCUGGCCCUUGAAGAAACUUCAGAGGAGGUAGCGGCCAGUUCGUGCUGAAGAGCAGAGGAGCAGCUUGUUUACAGCUUUCAGAUUGGCCGUGAGGAGGCCUACAGCUGCAGCCUGGAGGAAUGAGGGAGCAAAGCUAAAGCCAGGAUGGAACUGAAGGUGUGGGUGGAUGGAGUCCAGCGCGUGGUCUGCGGCGUCACAGAGGCCACCACCUGUCAGGAAGUGGUCAUCGCACUGGCUCAGGCUAUAGGCCGCACUGGGCGCUACACGCUGAUCGAGAAAUGGAGGGAUUCUGAGCGACACUUGGCUCCUCAUGAAAGCCCAGUGGCCUCCUUGAACACUUGGGGUCAGUACGCUGGUGAUGUUCAGUUCAUCCUACACCGAACAGGUCCCUCUCUUAUGGAGCACCCCCCGUCUGAGGGGCUGGUCCCCCGGGGUCCCGAGCGUGGCCUGCACCGUCAGAGCCUCCCCAUAAUGGCCAAGCUUCGAGCUCCAGGGGAACGCUCGCUCCUCCGUCGGCGCGAACCGCGCCGCAAGUCUCUCACCUUUACUGGUGGUCCACGGGGGCUCAGAGACAUUCUGAGUGGUGGCCGGCUUGGGGACAGCGAGGUUAAACGCCGUGUGCUUCUGGUUAACAGUGGCCACCAAGGCCCAUCACUGUCUCCCCGGUUACCUGGGAACCGUCUGGAGGACCUGAGCCGUCUGGUCAGGCUACAGAGGGAGACUCUGGCUGUUUUGGACCACAGGAUGGAAGCUUACGAGGCUGAGCUGCAGGCAUGGAGCAACAAGAGAGGAGCAAAUGACGAGGACUCGUGGGCUGCAGUGAUGGAUGAGAUAGUUUGUCUAGAGCAGCAGAUGCGUAAGAACGAGGUGGAGGUAGAGGAGGAGGAGUUCUGGGCGAGCGAGCUGCAGAUUGAACGGGAGAGUGAGCGACAGCUAGAGGAGCGACUGCAGGAGCUGCGCAACCGGCUGCAUGUCUGCGAGGCAGAGUUAGAUCAGCGGCUGGCCUGCCUACAAGGCGUGGAGGCCGGUCUUGAGGCCCAGCGGCUCCAGAAGGAGAUGCGGGCGACACAGCAGGCGAGCGAGGGGGAGGUGAAGGCAAGGCUGCAAAGGGUAAAGGCAGAACUCAAAGCCCAGGCUCAGCACACGGCACAGCUGGAGAGCAGCUGUAGAGCAGUGGAAAGAUCGCUGGGCCAGUCAAGUAAGAGGCUACAGGAGAGUCAGUAUGAGCUGGAGCAGCUGACGAAAGAGCUGAGGCAAGUGAACCUGCAGCAGUUCAUCCAGCAGACUGGCACUAAAGUGACCGUGCUGCCUGUGGAGCCUAGUGAUGCGGAGGCCAGCCCCACGCCUCAGGACACAGAUUUUGUAGCCCUGACUGGUUCUCUAAAGCGGCCAAGCCCGUCUCACAUGGUGGGAGUUAACCUGCGUGUGCUGCACAGCCCUAUCACCUCCGCUCUGAACCCCGAGGGCAUCUACGUCUGAGGAGCACCACCUUCACAAAUCCAAAGGAACUCCAGAACAGGUCCACAUGUCACACCUUCCCACUUUUUUUUUUUUUUUAAGAACAGAGCACAGUGUUUUAACAGUUUUACUGUCUUUGCACCAUCAGUAUUUUGAAAGGCACUCACUGGAAGUGAAUAGUUGGUUAAGGCUUGUAGUUACUAGUGCUGGGCAACAGAUCGAACAACACAGACAUAUUAAGACUGUGGUGAUAUAUUUUCUAUCUGUGGUAAACUGUAAAUAUACCUCAACACAAGAACUGUCUGCUCUGUCUGCAACAUUGUUUGCAGAUCCUUUCUGUCAGGCACAUAAACAAGCUGAAUAUGCUUAUUUUCAUGUGCAAGAAGUUACGUCGACUAUGGGGAAAUAGGCAUUGCAAGUGUUUUAGAAGGAUAACAGAUAUGGGAUGAAAUGUGAAUACAUUUUUGUAAAGUUGUUAUAUUGUUAGUUCAACCACAAAGAGAUCUGUACACAUGGUUCAUGUGUCACAUGCACGUUUCUAAAUUUUCUUGUGGCAUCAAGUGUUUAUGCUGGGGUUAGGAUGUUGCCACAGUUGGUAUUGCUUUCAUUGAGUAAAACAUUAUUUUUUCCCGCAACAUUGAGCCAAAGAUGCCUGCUAAUAUGUAUAUAUUUUUGGUAGCCAUAUCUAACUGCUUGGUUGCAGUUAUAUAGCAAUAACUCUCUGACUAUAUAAUGUGCAAAAUUUGCAUUAUGUUUACCCUUUUAACCCUUACUAAUAUGCAUUUAAUGCAGCAAGACUGCCAUGCUUAUGCAUAAAAAUAAGCUUUGCAUUGAUAAUGAACGAAGUAUUAGCAAACUGCAGUAUUAUAUUACGCUAGAGAAAAUUCACACAUUGGGUUCUGCCAGAUAAUCAAUCUAUAUACAGCUGUGUAGCUGUAUAUAACUAGUGCAACUAGUGCCUUAAAGCUCUCACGAAGCAUUAACAUGCUCAGAUUCAUAGGGAGCGUUUUCAUGUGUGAAUUAUAUGGUGGUAGACAGUAACUGAAGUGUAUCUAUUCUUUUGUAUCAAUUCUCUUUGGCUGUGUUUGAAAUUGCCCACUCAUUGAUUAUUCCCUAUAUCCAAAUUACUGCUCUAAACACUGAAGGAGGGGGAACAAGUACAGUCAUAUGCAGAAGUUUGAACACCCCAGUCAAUUUACAUGUUUUAUUGAUUUUUGCGAAGAUAAGUGAACACAUCCUCUACGGGGAACAUCAUAAAACAUGAUGGAAAAUAAAUAAAAUAUACAUUUUAAAUACGCCAUAACUUGCACACAGACCACAUUGUAUCAUUAUUUUUAUUUAUUUAUUUAUUUAUUUUUACAAUAUGUUAAAUUCAGCAAAUAAACAGUAACUGUGCAUUAAAAUGAGCAGAAGUGUAUUCUUUGUAGAGCAUGUGUAACUUCUUAUCACUUAGAACAAUCAAUGAAAUGUGAUUUGACCAGGGGUGCUCAAACUUUUACAUACGACUGUGUGUGGAACAGUAGGAGGAUUUUAGGCUCUAGCAUUGUUUCUCGGUAACUUCGCAACCAGUUGCACACCAGCUAUUAGCACUUUGCAAAAACAUUGGUAUGCUGCUAAAGCUGACCUUUAAAAUGUAAAGUUUUAUAUAUUUAUAUCUGAAAAGAAAAUGUCAAUGAAAAUGUCAAGUUAAACUUAAUUAUAUACUGUAUUUCAAACUUUAAACUUCAUUAUAUGCUGUAAAUGUUCUGAGCUACAUUUUUCCACUAUGAAUUCCCCAACAAGAUGGUGCAGAAAAAAAAAUAGAACCAGUAAAUCAGAUAGGGAGCGAUUUCAGACACAGCCAUUGUCAUCUUGUGUUAUUUACUGCAUUUUUGUAUAGUUCAAUGAAUAUACUGUCAAUUUUACAAUGUUUCUUUAAGUUUUUCACUUUAAAGCAUCUUUGAAGACUUGGUAAAGCCAUUCACAUGUAAACGAUAUAUAUUGUUUAUAAAUCUAUUGUUUUAUUGCACUGUAUUUCAACAUUAAAAUCAAAUUAACCCA
Colossoma macropomum (tambaqui) is the source of this 3713-nucleotide messenger RNA. RefSeq names its product ras association domain-containing protein 8 (gene rassf8a). The record is from RefSeq and is a predicted model, not a curated record. Gene Ontology annotation, biological process: signal transduction. Bases 360 to 1694 code for a protein of 444 amino acids. NCBI's taxonomy places the organism in Eukaryota, Metazoa, Chordata, Actinopteri, Characiformes, Serrasalmidae. The transcript is spliced from 5 exons.